AUGACCGAGGUAGCCAGUCGUGCCAUUCUACACAGGAGGCGAACACAGAGCAGCGAGCUAGCAGCACUGGAGAUACGUAAGAUUGCGGUGCACUGCAACUUGGGAGCUCCAUCCAACAUGGGCUUCGAGCGUGGCCCAUCUCAGUUCGAGUACGGACUAUGGAACAUGUCCACGGUCCUGAGCAUGGAAGAUCGGAUAUCCAAAUGA
Colletotrichum costaricense is the source of this 207-nucleotide messenger RNA. RefSeq lists its product as uncharacterized. The record is from RefSeq and is a predicted model, not a curated record. NCBI's taxonomy places the organism in Eukaryota, Fungi, Ascomycota, Sordariomycetes, Glomerellales, Glomerellaceae. The transcript has a single exon. The coding region runs from base 1 to 207 and encodes 68 amino acids.